AUGUUGUCUCUCAAACUACACAAUCAAACGGUCGAGAAAAUAUCUGCAAACGUUCGACAAUUCUACGAACGAAAAGAGAAAUUUAGAAUUAAUCAUGGCUCUACGAAUAGUACACGAAAUAAUGCAAAAGGCAAAAAUAUAAUCAAUAUUGGUGGACUGUCACAUGUAUUGGAAGUCAACACUGCAACUCAGACAGCAUGGGUAGAACCAAAUGUGCCAAUGGAUAGAUUGGUGGAAGAGACGUUAAAAUAUGGACUUGUACCACCAGUUGUCAUGGAGUUUCCUGGAAUUACUGCUGGAGGAGGAUAUGCGGGGACAUCUGGUGAAAGCAGUUCUUUUCGACAUGGUUUCUUUAAUGAGACGAUCAAUCGGGUUGAGAUGAUUUUGGCAGAUGGUCAGGUUAUUCAAUGUUCGAAGACUGACAAGCCUGAUUUAUUUCAUGGAGCGGCCGGAGCGGUUGGAAGUAUGGGUGUUACGACAUUGGUUGAGUUGCAGUUACAAAAGGCGAAGAAAUUUGUCGAAACUACAUAUCAUCCGGUAUCUAGCAUGCCAGAUGCAAUCAAGAAGGUUGAAGAGAUGACUACAGAUCCAACCAUCGAUUAUGUUGACGGAAUUAUGUUUUCGAAGGGGAAAGGUGCUAUCAUUACUGGUCGUUUGACAGAUGUACCAACAGACAAUACUCCAGUACAACGUUUUGGUAGUGCUUCAGAUCCAUGGUUCUACAUGCAUGUAGAAUCCAGUAUUGGCAAUAGUAAAUCCGCCCCAAGAUUUGCUAUACCUCUCGCGGAAUACUUCUUUCGAUAUGAUCGUGGAGCAUUCUGGGUAGGUGCUUCAGCUUUCAAAUAUUUUUCCUUCCCCUUCAACAAAUUUACUCGAUGGUUCUUGGAUGACUUUUUACACACCCGUAUGUUAUAUACCGCACUUCACACUGCUGGUAUGCCACCUGGCUAUAUUGUCCAAGAUUUGGCUUUACCAUAUUCCACCGCCACAGAAUUUGUAGAAUACACCGAUGAAUAUUUUGGAAUCUAUCCCUUAUGGCUCUGUCCAUUAAAGCAAAGCGCAAUGCCAACCAUGCAUCCCCAUUCCGCCUCCUACGAAGCUGACGGGAAAACCCUCAAACCUCUAAUGAACAUCGGACUCUGGGGCUACGGAAAAGAAAAAGAUCUCGUAAAAGCCAACAUCAGUCUCGAGAAAAAGCUCAAAGAAUUAGGUGGCAUGAAAUGGUUAUAUGCACAAACCUACUACAACGAAGAACAAUUCUGGGAAAUGUAUGAUCGCAAAUGGUAUGAUGGGUUGAGGGAGAAAUACGGAGCAACCACUUUACCAAGUGUUUAUGAGAAAGUCAAAGCAGCCCCAAAGACCGAGGUAGCAAAAUCCUUGAGCUUGUCGGAGAAAUUUCUGAAGGCGUGGCCGAUAAGUGGCUUUCAUGGCAUUUACAAGGCAAUACAAAGUAAAACUUAUUUAGCAGCUAGGGCUUCUGCAUGGAAGACUUUUAACUUUGCGACGGUGAAAGAGAAGGAAGUUGAUGCCUAG
Molecule: messenger RNA, 1533 nt
Organism: Sclerotinia sclerotiorum 1980 UF-70
Lineage: Eukaryota; Fungi; Ascomycota; Leotiomycetes; Helotiales; Sclerotiniaceae
Exons: 3
Coding region: 1-1533 (510 amino acids)
Biological process (GO): steroid metabolic process
Cellular component (GO): membrane; cytoplasm
Molecular function (GO): FAD binding; Delta24(24-1) sterol reductase activity
Source: RefSeq, a predicted model, not a curated record